AUGAAGUUAGAGCUUACCAGACUAAGAUCAAAAUAUGGUAAUGAAACAACAAAUACUACAACGCAAACGACGAAAGCUGACAGAAAGAUUGAUGACACUCCUACUCCAACUCCUGCAAUGGCGAACAUCACAACAAUUGCUCCAAGAGUUCCAACAGGAGAAGGUAUAUCAGGAAAUGUUUCAACUACUCAUAACAUUACUGAAGCAGCUAAUGUUUCAGCAGUUGAGCAACCUGUUGUUAAUGUAACUCAGGAAAACGCUACUGAAACAUCAACACCAAGACAGGAUGUAAAUAAUGAACGUCCAGAAGUUAAGGAGGUUGCAAAAGCAUACCUGGAGAAAAAUACUACACAAGUUCUUGAAGCAGAAAAGCAUCUCAAUUCAGACAAAACACCAUCUCCAACUCCUGAAGCAUCAGUUCCUCCAGCAAUUGGUGGAAAUAUACCUUCAGUAUCACCAUGGCAGAAAUUUUAUGGAUUGUUUAAAGGAGCGAAUAAGGUAAUGGAUGCUGCUGAGAAUCUCCAAAAGUUCAAGAAUGAAGUCGCAACUGGUGCAAAGGAAAUAGAAGAGAAUGAUAAACAAGCUGCUGAAUUAGCUAAACAACAAGCUGAAGCAACUAAACAAGCAGCAGCUCCUAAACAAUCUAUAUCUAAGUCUCAAAGACAAGGUC
Molecule: messenger RNA, 670 nt
Organism: Trichomonas vaginalis G3
Lineage: Eukaryota; Parabasalia; Trichomonadida; Trichomonadidae
Product: microtubule-associated protein family
Exons: 1
Source: RefSeq, a predicted model, not a curated record